Molecule: messenger RNA, 3630 nt
Organism: Daldinia loculata
Lineage: Eukaryota; Fungi; Ascomycota; Sordariomycetes; Xylariales; Hypoxylaceae
Exons: 1
Coding region: 551-3169 (872 amino acids)
Biological process (GO): DNA replication initiation; DNA replication
Cellular component (GO): replication fork protection complex; nucleus
Molecular function (GO): DNA replication origin binding; single-stranded DNA binding
Source: RefSeq, a predicted model, not a curated record
GCCACGGCUGCCAUGGCUACCCGUGUACAUUAGGUACCUAACGGUUACACCUUAAGUCACUUAGUUAUCGAUAUUAUCGAUACCUUCCAUAGUAUUCAAGUACAUCCAUACUUUCUCACAUGUAUUUUGUAUUCUUGUAAUACUGAACCAUUUGCGAGACAUCGUUUAUACAAUUCUCAGUUUUACUUUUACACACAAUUAUCUAAGAUCAACUUUAACGAAUACAUUGAUUCCGCGGCGGUGUAGAAUACACUCUUAGUUCGACCUACAUACAACCAAACACUUGCUUUCACCCUGGACUUUUUGCCACGCAUCUGUUCUAUAUUUGUUACAUGAUAUAAGACUAAAGCCAGUAAAGGCGACGGACCCCUGCAGGUUUCGAAGUGGAGGGGACAUAACCAUAACUUCAUAACUUCUGUUACUACUACAUACUGGGCAAACACGGUGGAUGGGAGACAGCAAAUGAUGAUUACGAUACUUACUUAUAUACCCUAAUGGCGCCGACGUUAUCGCUCUACUCUAGCAACGACGUCAAACUGUAUAUCACAAAAUGGCAGGACCUGGCAUAGAGUCCGAGACUCAAUGGCCCCCGCGAUCUCCACACGACGUUCUCCUUAGCACACCUAAGGGACGCGAAAAGCUACGUCGCAUGGCCGAGCGAUCGUCACCGUCACCGUCUCCGAGUAAGAUACAUCGACGGACACCCGCGCUGUCUACUCGGACUGGAAACUCUUUUCGCGGCGGCACACAAGACGCUGGAAUGGAUAUGGAUGAGAAUGAAGACGAUGACGAAGAUGAGGACGAGGAGAUGCUGCAAUUGAAGCUGCAAGCAAUUCAGGCGAAACUCAAGUUAAAGAAAUUACAAAGCGCUAAGGCAAAGAGGGCCCUUGGAGAUAGUACUACGACACGGCCUGAAUCUAUAUCUAUAUCAGAUGUUCCAAUUGCUAGCAGAGCCCGCUCUCGAGCAGACUCGUUACGUUCGGGUCCAACGACACGGCCACAGUCGCAAAUGGAAGUUCAAGUUCCAGCAUCUCCGGUGAGGAGAGCGCAAACGGCGCAAGGCGACGGCUCCCCUAGUAGGGUACGUCUUGGCAUAGACAAGGGAAUCAAGGCGAAAGACAUAUCGCUGAAAAGAGCCCCAAGCUUUAAGAGGACUACUGAGAACCAAAAUGGAGCCCAAGGAGGUUAUCUUCGAAGAGCGCACACACCCGCUCCCGGUGGUGCCGAACAACAGACAAAACAGGAACGGCCGAUGACUUUUAGUGAGAGACUAGCCGCGGCUAGGUCAGAGGAGUCAACUCGGCUAGAGAGACAGGAAAGGGUGAGGCAGGCAAGGAGUAACGCCUUUGAGCUCGGCAGACAGGAAAUGGAGCAGUUAAAAAGCACUGCGAAGGAUAUACCCGACAUCCCACUACAACCCGAACAGUAUAGCCGUGAACAAGUCAUGGCCGGUGGUCGGAUUAAACGUAGUGAUACCGUCUCUAGCCUAAGACGGCCUACACUGGAUGAGAAUCGCCCUGGGACCAGCUCAGGGGUGACAAUGGAACCUCAGGCACCUCCUGAAGAAGUGCCGGAAGAAGAAGCCUCUGCAUUUGAACCGUAUUCAAGUGUCCAUCUCUCGAAGCGAGUGAUACCACAUACGACUCUUACCCGGAAUCUCUCAGGCAAGAAGACAUACGUGAUAAAGGAUCUAUUAAAACACGUCAAGGCGCCAGAUUUUCAGCUUCCGGAGAUCGAGCAGGACAUAGUAGUCUUCGGUAUCCUAGCUUCAAAGUCCGACCCUCGUUCGCAUAAAACCUCAAACAACAACUUAAAGGAAAAGGUAGAGUCUGACCCGGCCAGGGGAAAGUACAUGGUUUUACAGCUUGUGGAUUUACAAUGGGAACUCGAACUGUUUCUUUUUAACUCUGGCUUUGAUCGAUAUUGGAAAUUAGUUCCAGGUACACUUCUGGCUAUCUUGAAUCCAAAUGUCAUGCCACCGCCGCCAGGCCGCACCGAUACAGGGCGCUUCAGUCUAGUGAUCAACAGUGGCGAGGAUACCAUUCUAGAGAUAGGUACAGCGCGAGACCUUGGGUUCUGUAAGAGCAUAAAAAAGGAUGGGGAGCACUGUAAUAGUUGGGUUAACCGCAAGCGCACCGAGUUCUGCGAGUUCCACAUGAACAUGGGGCUAGCCAAGCAUCGACAGGCCCGACAAGACGUGAAUGCGUUCAACACCGGACUCGGCCCAAGGAAGGACGACGGAGAUGGUAGGAGAUACAAGAAAUCGUACCGUCUUAACGACUGGGAGCACGCCAACGACCCCAAGAAGAAGAGCAGGGGCAACUUCGACAGAAGCACGCAAAGCCAGUGGUUUAUCUCCAAGCCGAGCGCUGCCAGUAUGCUCGACAACGAGAUACUAGGCGGACAGAUCGCUGAUCGCACCGAGCGCAGCGAAGCCCUAAAGAGACGCCUCGCAACCCAGGAAAAGGAGCGUGAUAUCAUGAAACAGCUGAGCAAGGUCGGGUCUGGCGCCGGCAAAGAGUACAUGAAAAGGGGCGGUGCUAGCAGCACUCAACGCUCGGCUUCAGGCUCUAGCCUACUAUUCGCAACCACGUCGACACAAGCCGGCGGAGACGAGCCCAGGCAAGAUCUCGACGCCAGGUCCCUCGGGCUAAUCCGUGCAAAGGGCCAGGAACCCAAGAUGCACCUCAGCCCUAUAAAGCGCAAGCGCAGCGAGGGCGUGCGACCAUCCUCCAGCUCUGCGGCCCUCGCUGGUAGCAAGCCUGCGCUCGGUUGGGGCGGCAACCUGAAGGAGAAACUAACUCGCAUGAGAGACGGCGAGAAAUUACGGCCCGCGAUAAACCUGAAUUCCAGUAGCGACGGGAUCGGGCAUGCGGACAACGACGGUAGUAGCGUUAGUGCCGGCGCCGCCAGUAGCUCCGCCUCUAGAUCCCCGGCUCGCAAGAAGACGCGCUUCGUCACGGAAAAAGGCAUUCGCGAGGCCGGACGCGAGAGUCUCGGCGCGGAGCUAACCCCAGGCGCGGGGGUAGAAGACGUGUUCAAUACCCGUGCUGCUACUCCCGGUGUGGAUAGGAGUAGGGAUACUAGUAGUAGGAGUAGCAGGGCGAGGCCAAGACAGAUGGUCAUUCUAGACGAGGACGAUGACGACGAGUUGGAAAUUCUCCGGUAGCGAGAGGAGAAGGGGAGGAGAUAAAUAUUAGUAGUAUUAGUAUGGAAAGUGAGAGAGAGGGCAUGCAUAAGUGCCCCUAAAGUGAGGAAGCAAAGAAGCAAGACGAGAGAUGAGCAAACCCGACGAGGUACACCAAAACUUCGUCGUCGAGUCUUUCUUCGUUCGUCCUCUACAUCUGGCACGAUAGCAUAGCAUAGCAUCGACAAACACCUACGCAAGCAGAAUUGAAUCUCUACGAGAGACGGCGUGCAUGGAUGAUAAGGGUAGUGAGUGGACAGGACAGGAUAAACUAGGAUACGGGAUGCAUUGGAUCGAAUUGAUUGAAUCGGAUGAUGGUUUAUUGUAGCGCAGGGCGAAUCGGAGCGGACAAGCUGUUUAUUUUUGGACCCUUAGGUACCAAGCAGAGACUUGGUCGGGUUGGUUGAUUGAUUCGAUUAGUCGUAUAUAUUUGUUAUGUCAUG